AAAUAAUGCGGAGCGUAAAGACGGGACGUAAAGACCGGGGUCAAAACGCAUUAUAACUAGAAGUCUCAGAACUCCUACAUUUCAUGGAAAAAGGAGGAUUGAUUAAAAGUGACGUGGAACUUUGAUUCAAGUCAAGAGAGAUGUCGACAAAUGGUGUGGAGGAAGUCUUUUUAUUUGACCCUCAGCUCUUGGGGGAUCUUCAGUUUGAGGACCAGAAGUGUGCCACCUACAAACCAGAAAUCAGCCCUACCCACCCAGGGGAGGGGCUCACCCUGAGGCCCCUGUGUGUGUCAGACUUUGACAAAGGAUACCUGACACUUCUUACACACCUGACAAAGGUUGGAGAUAUCUCUCGUGAACAGUUCGAAGAGCGCUUCCAAGCGAUGGAGAGGACCCAACCCAAUCUCUACUACACAGUGGUGAUAGAGGACGAUGUCACCCAUCAAGUUGUUGGAUCCGCCACACUGGUCAAAGAAAUGCACUUUAUACGUCAGUGUGCAUCUAGGGGAAGAAUAGAAGAUGUGGUUGUGAAUAAUACAUAUCAAGGAAAACAGCUGGGCAAACUACUUGUUGACGUGCUGACACUGCUGAGCAAGAAGGUGGGAUGUUACAAGGUGUCACUGGAAUGUCUGGACAAUAUGGUGCCAUUCUACUCCAAGUUUGGCUAUGUCAAGGAGGAGGGCCAAAACUACAUGUGUCGGCGAUAUGUCCCCAAGUAGUGAACGGUCGGGAGAAUGGCCCGGGACUUGUUUACUAGAAUCUCUUAGGAAGCUGGAUCUCGUCUCUGGAUCUUGGAGAUAUCUGUGAUACUAUGUGGUUUUAUUUAUUUUCUUUUCAGCAGUUAGGAUUUUAUUUAAUUCUUUUCUUCACUGCAUAAUAAAUUUAGUCCUCAGUAGGAUGUACUUUGACCUCUGUUGCUGGCAGUAGAGGAAGCUGUUCAUCUGUACACAUAUCAGCAUAAACCAGAGAGCAUCACAUCAUAUUUCCCAGCAUAAUUUACAGGGCAUAGUGUCAUAUGUCAUAGCAAAAUUCACAGAGCAUAGCAUCACAUGUCCUCAAAGACUAGAUCUUUUUGAAAUCCAGACAAUACAAAAUGAGAUACAACCAAAGAUUGUGAAUGAUAUAAUGUAUACAGGGGACAAUACUUACGUCCAUAAAAUGUUUGUUAUGGUGGGUAUUUGUUAGUAGCUCUGAUCGUCUGACUUUCAAUGUAUGUAGAAGUGAAAACGUUUACUUAUUUCUCACAUGUAUUCCAUGGAUUCAUUGUAAAUGGAUCAAGAAUUUAUACAUUGUUUAAAAAUCCUUUGCUACUUUACAACAGCAGCAAAACUGUUGAUUUUUAUCAGUUUUCUUGGCAUUAGUGUGACAUUCCCUUGUAUCAUGGAAGCACUUUUGUUUGGUUUGGCAAAGUGUGAUCUUUGUGCAUGCCUUGAUUUACAAAUAUUAAUUUGAUAGCCAUAUUUGUUUGUCCAAUAAAUUUCAUCCCCCUGUC
This is a messenger RNA of Magallana angulata, 1492 nucleotides long. Its product is annotated as glucosamine 6-phosphate N-acetyltransferase-like. The record is from RefSeq and is a predicted model, not a curated record. Lineage: Eukaryota; Metazoa; Mollusca; Bivalvia; Ostreida; Ostreidae. Gene Ontology annotation, biological process: UDP-N-acetylglucosamine biosynthetic process. Bases 141 to 719 code for a protein of 192 amino acids. Gene Ontology annotation, cellular component: endoplasmic reticulum; Golgi apparatus; endoplasmic reticulum-Golgi intermediate compartment. The transcript is spliced from 6 exons. Gene Ontology annotation, molecular function: glucosamine 6-phosphate N-acetyltransferase activity; monosaccharide binding.